GCGCUUGUUUCAUUUACACGUUGGCGACUAUUUAAUAAAAGAUAAUUGUAUAAUACCAUCUUGAUGUUUACUUAUUUACGGCACACUACAAUAUUUGCCACUUUUCAGCCGUUUGGUUUACAAUGAGCAUUACCGCUAAAGAAUCGCCGUCACCAGCCUCUGCAAAGCAACCAUGGAAGACGGGAAUGAAGAAUAUUUACCAGAGGAUAUCGAAGAAGCCUUGAUCAAUACACAGGCGAGCCAUGAUGCUCAAACUGGUACAAAGCAUCGGCGGCGGAGCAGCACCUCAGUAGAGGGUGGUGCCGACAAACGCCGCGCUAAGAGACAGCUUCAAGAGUCGGCGGGUGGGCGCACAGAUGAACCGCGGUUCAAGCGCCAAAAACGACCAAUGAAUCCCGCGUAUCUGGAAUUACUCAACCAUGAUAUCGAGGAUGCUGCCUUGGGUGUGUCGCUAGACGAUGAUGAGGCACCAGUUCCCGGCCAGGUUGGACUCACAUACUGGUCAACCUUGGAGAAGACACAGUUGUAUGAAGCUGUUUCCCGCCUCGGAGUCUCAAAUUUGGACGCAAUAGCAGCUAGAAUCGACACAAAAGACGUAUUGGAGGUAAAACACUACCUACGGUUUCUGCAGCAGACCUUCGAGGCGCGCCAGGGUCAGCUGAGGGGCAAGUCGAAGAUGCUUGCUUUGGCAGAGCUACCGGCCGCGGUCGAGUUGAGCAAUGAAUGUUGCCAGGCUCAAGAAGAGGCGGCAGAUGCCAUAUCUCUGAAACAGGAACGACAUGAACAACUGCGCGAGAGCGCAAAAUGGGGAAGUUACUGGGACAUUACCCCAAACAUUGCUGCCGCGCUGGACAAAAGGACACCAGGAUCUGAUCUGCCAGACUUUGUCUUUACACCACUCUUUAGCCUCACAGACUGGCUAGCUUUAUCCAGACGGGUCUUUAUGAACUCGACAGUCCCUGAAGGAAAUUGGGUCAACAUCGACUCAUCUCCCCCGUCGAUAUGGGCAACAUGUCUGGAGGAUUUCCACUCGCUGGCCUUGAGUUUGACCCGACGGAUCAUGCAAACGGCACUAUACAUCGCAUCGUCUAGGAUAAGGACUCAGUCUUCUGCGACCCCUGAUAUGCAGAUGAGGGUCCGGGCUAGAGAUGUUCGUGCAGCCGUGGCCUCCCUGGGACUAACCCGAGAUUCCUCCAAGUUUUGGGCGACCGCGGCACGAAGGCUUCGUCUGAAUAUACACGAUGACCCCUUGGCAGAUAUAAAUGACGAUGCUACGGAUCCUGAUAUUCUUUCUUACGAGACUGUGGAAGCUCGUCUCUUUUCGCAUGGGGUACCAGAUCCCCGAGCGUCAGAUGCACGCACAGCAUCUGGACGGCACACGCGCGGAAUAUCAUCUGCAGUUGAUGAAACCAGCAUGGACGACGAUUCAGACCUUGAAGACGAUGAAUCGUCAUCUUCAGAGAUUGAAGAUGGCAAGCAUGGCCCUUUUGUCGAGGCUGAAGUUAAAGAAGGCUUACAAUACUCUGUCACGACUAUCCGCGACGUAACGAAAUUCAGAGAAGCCCUAACACUCCGGGUUCUAGCUGAGCGCGAAGCUGAAGAAGUCGCAGAACAGGUAGAUGCGCGUGCAAGCGCUCAAGCCGAAGCACAGAUGUGGAAGACACUGGAAAGGACGCCGUCACAUCCACUUCCCAAGUUAAAAAAGGCGGUUCCUAUCCCAAGAUCGAUCUUGAGAGUAAGCGAUCUUGACGCUUCGAAGGAGGGCUGGGCAGAAGCUACGCAAUACUGUGCACCGUGGGAAACGUUGCAAAACCACAGCAUUCAGAGCGACUCUUCGGAUGACGACCCUGGUGACGGAGAGGAAGAAGAAGGGGGGGAUGAGAGAGACUUAUUAACGAAUGACGAAGAUAUGGGCACCUCUAGCGAAGGAGAGGAGUCAUCAUGAUUUACUGGCACCAUGAUUUAUUUCGGACAAAUACUUUCUGAGCAUGGGGUAUCUUGUACUUUUACUAAAGCCUUUUACAUAAAAUUCCACUAUAAUAUAGCCGGUGGCAC
Messenger RNA from [Torrubiella] hemipterigena, 2055 nucleotides. Lineage: Eukaryota; Fungi; Ascomycota; Sordariomycetes; Hypocreales; Clavicipitaceae. The record is from the annotation of a GenBank genome assembly.